Molecule: messenger RNA, 974 nt
Organism: Cebus imitator (Panamanian white-faced capuchin)
Lineage: Eukaryota; Metazoa; Chordata; Mammalia; Primates; Cebidae
Product: probable ribosome biogenesis protein RLP24
Exons: 1
Coding region: 57-497 (146 amino acids)
Biological process (GO): ribosomal large subunit biogenesis
Cellular component (GO): nucleolus
Source: RefSeq, a predicted model, not a curated record
CUUAGACUUCCUCCGAAGCUUGGCGUUUCCUCAGUGGGGACCCACGCGGGUUCAACAUGCGUAUUGAGAAGUGUUAUUUCUGUUCUGGGCCCAUCUACCCUGGCCACGGCAUGAUGUUCAUACGCAACAAUUGCAAGGUGUUCAGAUUUUGUAAAUCUAAAUGUCAUAAAAACUUUAAAAAGAAGCGCAAUCCUCGCAAAGUUAGGUGGACCAAAGCAUUCCGGAAAGCAGCUGCUAAAGAGCUUACAGUGGAUAAUUCAUUUGAAUUUGAAAAGCGUAGAAAUGAACCUUUCAAAUACCAGCGAGAGCUAUGGAAUAAAACUAUUGAUGCAAUGAAGAGAGUUGAAGAGAUCAAACAGAAACGCCAAGCUAAAUUUAUAAUGAACAGACUGAAGAAAAAUAAAGAGCUACAGAAAGUUCAGGAUAUCAAAGAAGUCAAGCAAAACAUCCAUCUUAUCCGAGCCCCUCUUGCAGGCAAAGGGAAGCAUUUGGAAUAGAAAAUGGUACAGCAGGUGCAAGAGGAUGUGGAUAUGGAAGACGCUUCUUAAAAAUCUCUGUAACCAUUUCUUUUAUGUGCAUUUGAAAAUGCCCUUUGGACACUUGGAACUGCUAAAUUAUUAGUUUAUUUUUUACAUAAGGUUACUUAAAUGAAAAGUGAUUAAAAUAUAUCUUUUCUACAUUGCCAUCUAUAAAACAUCAGAUAUUACUGAUGUUACAUCUCAGUGUUAAAUCUUCACUGACAGAUGUACUUAUGUAAAUCAUGAAAAUUCUGCUUAUAACUAUAGACGUGAAUUGUGGAUGUAAAGUGCUUAUUCCAUCUGGAUAAUGGCACAGGGCAGCCUCUGUAUAAUAAGUAAUGGCAAAAAUUCAUGGUUAGUGAUGUAUAAAUAAAAUAUUAUUUUCAGUAAAAUAUUCCCUUUAUUAAUGUUAUAGAAGAGGGGAUACGACAAGGAAAUAACAAUUUGUAUGAGAGU